CAAAUGUACGGAAAACCAGAGAAACGCGGAGAAGAAGCAGAAGCGUUUUCUCACCCGGUCGCUCACACGCACAUUCACAGACAAAAUGGCUGGGACUGAGCACGAUCAAGUUGAGGAAACACUGAAGAGGAUCGAAGCCAAUAAAGAUGUGAUUGGAACUAUAGUUGUCAAUACAGAGGGUAUUCCCAUCAGAACAACUUUAGAUAACUCCACCGCAGUUUUAUAUGCAACGCUUUUAUGCCACCUCACCAUGAAGGCCAGGCACACCGUGAGGGACGUUGACCCUCAGAAUGACAUUUGCUUUCUACGCAUGAGGACAAAGAAACACGACAUCUUGGUUGCACCAGAAAACAACUUUCUGCUGAUAGUCAUCCAGAAGCAUGUGCAUGGCCUCUGGACAUUUCAAUGAGAGUCAGCCUUUGUUUUGUGCCAUGAUGGUGAUAAAAAAGCUUUUUGCAGCAUUGCCCUUUUCUCCUACUUGGAAUUCAAAUUUGUUGCCUGAGUCUUCUUGAUGCAUUGUUUUACCUUUUAGGUAGUCUUAUUUCUUUGUGUUGAUAUUGAAUAUGUCUGUAAAUGAAGUUGGUGGUGGUUGUACAGUUCUCAAAGAUCAUCCAUGUUCAUUCCAAUGGGUGACAAAUGUGAUGGAAACCCUCAAUAAAUGGAAUGUUUAAGUAAAUGUUUGUUGUAUCUGGAUCACUGUGUUCUUUUCCAGGAUGAAAAUGCUCAUUGACAUAAGAGUUUACUGAAUGGUUUCAUGUGUAUGCAGAUUUAACACCUUUUUGGGAUUUAAC
Pungitius pungitius (ninespine stickleback) is the source of this 791-nucleotide messenger RNA. Its product is annotated as dynein light chain roadblock-type 2-like. The transcript is spliced from 5 exons. The record is from RefSeq and is a predicted model, not a curated record. Gene Ontology annotation, cellular component: centrosome; cytoplasm; cytoplasmic dynein complex. Gene Ontology annotation, molecular function: dynein intermediate chain binding. Gene Ontology annotation, biological process: microtubule-based movement. Bases 86 to 409 code for a protein of 107 amino acids. Lineage: Eukaryota; Metazoa; Chordata; Actinopteri; Perciformes; Gasterosteidae.